Apodemus sylvaticus (European woodmouse) is the source of this 818-nucleotide messenger RNA. Its product is annotated as transmembrane protein 14C. Gene Ontology annotation, cellular component: mitochondrial membrane. Gene Ontology annotation, biological process: regulation of heme biosynthetic process. The transcript is spliced from 6 exons. The record is from RefSeq and is a predicted model, not a curated record. Lineage: Eukaryota; Metazoa; Chordata; Mammalia; Rodentia; Muridae. The coding region runs from base 215 to 559 and encodes 114 amino acids.
UGCACGCGCAGGCUGUCCGGUGCACUCUGCUGAGCGAGCUCGUAUCCCCGGCCGGCUUCCCGCCUCUCUAAAAAUGUUCUGUAUCUGCGGUUCCGGGAGUGGAAACCGAAACGCGCGUGCGCUGCUGCUUCCGCGCCACGGAGUGCUUUUCCUUAAGAGAGCAGGAGUCACUUUGUAGGUGCAGGCCUGGUGUGGUCUCCAAAGUGACAGAACAAUGCAGAAGGACAGUGGCCCACUGGUGCCUUUACAUUAUUUGGGAUUCGGCUACGCAGCCCUGGUUGCCACCGGUGGGAUUAUUGGCUAUGCCAAAGCAGGUAGUGUGCCAUCCCUGGCUGCUGGACUCUUAUUCGGGGGCCUAGCAGGCCUGGGCGCCUACCAACUGUCUCAGGAUCCCAAGAAUGUGUGGGUUUUCCUAGCUACAUCCGGGACCUUGGCCGGCAUUAUGGGGAUGAGAUUCUACAACUCUGGGAAAUUUAUGCCUGCAGGGUUAAUCGCAGGAGCCAGUUUGUUGAUGGUUGCCAAAGUUGGGAUGAGUAUGUUGAGUUCACCCCAUCCGUAGUCGCCAUAUCCCUGCGUGGGCUCAUGAGGAGUUGAAACUCUCCAGACCGCCACAUUACAAUGUUGAAGAGAUAAGUGUAGCCUAUUUACAUAGUCCGACAUUCUACCAAGGCCUCCACUGAGCACACUGAGGCAGAGAUGCGCUGUUACUGGGGCGGCCUUUCAGAGGUGGCGAGCAUUCCAACCUCGGAGCUCAUGCUACGUUCCUGCGGCUUUGUUUGUUGUUAUGUCUCACCUUUCUGUACAAGUAGACAAAGGGG